Messenger RNA from Staurois parvus, 423 nucleotides. The record is from the annotation of a GenBank genome assembly. NCBI's taxonomy places the organism in Eukaryota, Metazoa, Chordata, Amphibia, Anura, Ranidae.
AUGUCUGCUGUACGUGCGACUGUCCAUGCCAAAUGGGUUGUAGGAAAAGUGAUUGGCACAAGCAUGACAAAAACAGCAAAAGUCAGAGUGACAAGAAUGGUGCUAGACAACUACUUUCUAAAGUAUUUCAACAAGAGGAAGACCUAUUUUGCUCAUGAUGCCCAGGAGCAGUGCACAGUGGGAGAUAUUGUACUGCUGAAAAUCCUACCUGAACGGAAGAGUAAGCAUGUUAGGCAUGAACUGGCUGAAAUAAUAUUCAAAGUGGGCAGAGUGGUUGAUCCCCUAACUGGAAAACUGUGCGCAGGCACCACAUUUCAAGAAAGUGUAGAGGACAUUGAUGUGAAUAGCCUUGAUGAAAGGCUUCAGAGCAUGCAGCUUUCUGCAAGGUCAGGUAGUCAAGAAGAAAAGAAGGCUGACUCCUGA